AUCUGAAGCUAAAUAUUAAAAAAAUGUAAAACGAACCUAUUUUUUUCUUAUCUCGUGCUGAGAUUGCCAGACUGCGUGUGAAUUAUUGCGCAAAAUAGUCGUAGCACUUAGUUUGCGCAAACUCUGUGUUCCAAGCAGUCGCAGUCAGCUGUCGCAAGAUACCAUGCAGCGCUGGUUCUUCCUCGAGGACCCCAACAACGCCAUUCUCCGCGUUGGCAAGGGGGAUGACGUGCAGCUCCACAUAAGCAAGAGCGCCACCUCCAAGUACCCCCCGAAGCGGUGGCUGUUCCGCGUGCGAGCCCCCGAUCUGAAAAAGGACGAGGUCAUGUGUGUCUCGGGCAGUGUCCCGGAGCUGGGCUCCUGGCAGGCCGAGAAGUGCGUCCCUCUGGAGCGCGAGGACGAGUCGGACGUCUGGUCUCUCCCGGUGAUGAUCCCCGACAGGGUGAACAUCCAGUAUCGGUUUUGCGUUUGCGUGGUCAUCGACGCGGGGCUGCAGGUCAUCGUGCGGAGCUGGGAGGCCCAGAUCGCCCCCAGGGCGAUCCACGCGACGGAGAAGUCGCCCCUGGAAACAGACGAGCCUUUGACCUACGGGGACUACGGCAAUGUUUGCCGGAUUGACAGGGGGUGGCUUAAUAAAGAAACGGUGAUUCAAUUGAAGUUCUGCAAUAACCCCUUGACCCUCUGGAGACCGAAGUACACCAACCGCUCGGUUUACAUCAAGGUGACCCCCGUGGGGCUUCUGCGCCACAACACCAUCUCGAAGACGAUGUCGGAGGCUUUGGAGGAGUCGCUCAGUGCGGACACGCAGGACGCGUUCGAGAACCCCAAGCAUGCCCUGAGCGAGGUCGCCUCCCUCAACGCCGAGGACUCGUCGUUCCACCCCCAGCCCCAAUUCGGGGAGGAGUACAAGGAGAACGACAUGCUUGUUUUCCAAUGCUCGGUUUUGUUCCCAGCCAAUGUGGCUUUUCUCAUCGAUUUGUACAUAUACAGUUCGAGACACGAUGAUGGGGAGCCGCCCCAUCAUGCCGGGUUCAGUUACUUACUCCCCACUGUAUUGCAAUCGUCCGAGGGAAGUGUUGUGCUCCCGGUGACGAGCACCAAACACCGGCCGUUGGGCCAAGUCCGGAUUGACUACAUCGUCGUGAGGCCGAUGCCUAAUUUCAAGUGUGAUUUGAGUGUUUCGUAUGCGAGACAUUGGAAGAAGACGAGGGCUGGCUUGGACGUGGGCCAUCGGGGGUCUGGCUCCAGUUUCAAAACGCAGAAUUGUGCAGAAGUUAGGGAAAAUACCGUGGCAAGUUUGAAGAAUGCCAUUGAUCAUGGAGCGGAUUUCGUUGAGUUUGAUGUUCAGUUGAGUAAAGAUCUUGUUCCUAUUGUUUAUCACGAUUUCCACGUGUGUAUUUCGAUGAAGAAGAAGAAACAGUUGGAUGAGACUGAUAUGUUGGAGCUGCCGGUCAAGGAGCUGACCCUGGAUCAGUUGCAGCUGUUGAAGGUGUACCACUUGAGCGAGGGCAAGACGAAGAAUCCGCGCUUCUUCGACGAAGACCUGGAGGAUCACCAACCCUUCCCAACCCUCCAGCACGUGCUAGAAGUGCUGAACCCGCACGUAGGUUUCAACAUCGAAAUAAAAUGGACCAUGCAACUCUACGACGGCUCGUUCGAGUUGUACCACCCCACCGACAUCAACCUGUACCUGGACACCAUCCUCGAAGUGGUCCUGCGUUACGGCGGCGAACGACGGAUCGUGUUUUCCUGUUUCAACCCUGAUAUUUGUUCCAUGAUCAGAUUGAAACAGAAUAAAUAUCCUGUUAUGUUCUUAACCAUAGGCGAGAGUAAGGUUUACGACCGGUACAGAGACCCGAGAUGUUGGUCCAUUCCGGCUGCCGUGCAGUACGCCAACAUGAUCGAACUGCUCGGAAUUAGCGCACAUACGGAGGAUCUCCUGAGGGACGCAUCAUUGGUCCAGUUGGUGAAGAGGGCGGGUUUGAUAAUGUUUUGUUGGGGGGAUGAGAACGCCGAUCCGACCACCCUGAAAAUGUUGAAAGAGUUGGGUCUGCACGGGGUCAUCUACGACAAAAUCUAUCAGCUGUCGAGCAAAGAAGUGAAAGAAAGUAUUUUCUUGGUUGAGGCUCGCGAGUCCCAGAAAGACCUAAUCAGACUAGCAGCAGCCGCCGCUGAGGCCCCGUCGCCUGUCUCCAUAAUCAAGGAGCAAGUCCUGGACAUUGAAAAGGCGCGGCACGAAAAUGAAGAAAACGUCUCCACUGCGACGUCGCUUGAAAGUUUAGAUAGCCGUAUGUCUGAUUAUGAAAAAAACGGGACAGGUUAGGACUUUCGCUUUUAUUAUUCAGUUUAUUAGCAAAUUUACCCUAUCUACAAGUAUUACCUCAGUUGGGGAUGUUUUUAAAACAACUAAAUUAUUGUAGGCACUUUUUAUUAAAUAUGCUACUCUAAGGUUGUGAUUAUUUUCUUUGUUUACACUAGUUUCAAAGCAGGGUUAUUAUUUUAAAAUGCCGACUUUUAUUCAGCAGGGAUUUUUUUCAUUUAUUUGUUGCCAUUAUUUGUAAAAGUCGAUUUUUUCGGAAAUACAUGUUUUAAUAUUGUGAUAUGAUUCUUCCAUGAUUCACUAAAUUAAUCGUAAGGAAAAUUUCAAACAUCGUAAUUAAUGUUGGACAGUAGUUAUAAAGUUGAGCUAAUGAGUAAUUGAAUCGAUUUUAAGAUUUUUAAGCAACGGAAAUUGUGAUAUUGGUAAUAUCGUGAAUCAUCUCCGUUUAUAAAAAGGCUAAGAAUUUUAAUUUACGUUUCUAGAAAUAUAACGGAAAAUGAAAUCGUUCCAAGUUGGAAGAUAAAACAGGUGAAAAACAUGUAAAUAAAUAUCACAAGCACUUCCAUUUUCUCACAUUUCUUUCACAAUAACAGUAUGAAUUCUACCAAAUAAAAGUAGUUUAUAAAUCAGCAGUUUAUUUUACAUACUAGAUAAUGUACCAAAUGUUUCUCAAAUUAGUUAGACGAGCAAAGUUAUUGCGAUGCUUCUAGCAAAAUAUUGUAUGAAACUCACAUUAAACUAUUUCAUGAAUUCACUGUUCUUUGAAGUCAUAAAGGAUAUUUUUAUAAACUUGGCGUUUCGUAUCUGUAUGACUUUCAUUUCAAGUUUUGUUCAACAUUUUGUGGAAUAAAACUUGCUAGUUAGGGACUUCACAAAUUUAAACGUUUUCGUAACAUUUUGAGCCUAUUUUAAAGGAAAGGGCUGUUUAGGCGGUUUAGUUAGGAGAUUUCUAAUAAUUUUAGUGCCAUUUUAUAACGCAGGGUGCACAAAUUCUUGCAGCUAAAACACAAAGACAAUUUUUCACCAAAUUAUUUUAAAUUCUCACAGAGUUAUUGUUGUAUACCUGCCUUUUAGUAUUUUAGUAAUCAAUGACGCAGUGCUUUGUGAAGAAAGUUCUGCAUUUUUUUGUGCUAAUCAUACGAGAUGUUGAAAUUUUUAUGACAUUUUUGCAAUAAAGUUCUAACCACUGUU
Molecule: messenger RNA, 3511 nt
Organism: Tribolium castaneum (red flour beetle)
Lineage: Eukaryota; Metazoa; Arthropoda; Insecta; Coleoptera; Tenebrionidae
Product: glycerophosphocholine phosphodiesterase GPCPD1
Exons: 4
Coding region: 164-2323 (719 amino acids)
Biological process (GO): glycerophospholipid catabolic process
Molecular function (GO): glycerophosphocholine phosphodiesterase activity; starch binding
Source: RefSeq, a predicted model, not a curated record